Fusarium oxysporum Fo47 is the source of this 3948-nucleotide messenger RNA. RefSeq names its product ABC-2 type transporter-domain-containing protein. The record is from RefSeq and is a predicted model, not a curated record. Gene Ontology annotation, cellular component: membrane. NCBI's taxonomy places the organism in Eukaryota, Fungi, Ascomycota, Sordariomycetes, Hypocreales, Nectriaceae. Gene Ontology annotation, molecular function: ATP hydrolysis activity; ABC-type transporter activity; ATP binding. Bases 1 to 3948 code for a protein of 1315 amino acids. Gene Ontology annotation, biological process: transmembrane transport. The transcript has 4 exons.
AUGGUACUACUUGUUCUAGGGCGUCCCGGCAGUGGUUGCUCAACUUUCCUGAAGAUCAUUACUGGUCAGAUGCGAGAUUUGGAUAUUGACUCAGCAUCUAUUUUACAAUACACAGGCGUACCGCACCGAAUAAUGACUCGACAGUUCAAAGGCGAGCUGAUCUACAAUGGAGAGGUAGACGAGAAUCUCCCGUACCUGACGGUCGGACAGACUUUGGAGUUCGCCGCCGCCAUGCGUACGCCCAGGGCUCGUCUACCAGGGAUAACCCGGAAGGAUAGAGUCAAGCAUGUGGUGCAAGUCAUGCUGACCGUGUUUGGACUUUCGCACACGAAGAACACAAUAGUGGGAAAUGACUAUGUGCGAGGUGUUUCAGGUGGUGAAAGAAAGAGAGUCUCAAUAGCAGAGACAGCACUCUCUGAAGCCGCUAUAUCGGCGUGGGAUAACUCUACCAGAGGCCUAGAUGCCGAGUCUGCCCUGCAUUUUGUUAGUCGGCUGCGGACUCUCUCUGACCUAACUCAAUCCUCCAAUGCGGCAGCGAUCUACCAAUCUUCACAAUCCAUUUUCGAUCUAUUUGACAAGAUUCUGGUCCUAUAUGAGGGGAGAGAGAUAUUCUUCGGCCCUGCUUCGUCAGCCCCAGAUUACUUCGAACGGAUGGGUUGGCAACGCCACGCAAGGCAAACAUCAGGAGACUACUUGACCACCAUCACCGACCCAGAGCAAAGAAUAGCAAAGGAAGGGCACGAAGACUCGGUGCCUAGAACACCUGAAGAUUUUAGUCGUCACUGGCUCAACUCGACUGAAUAUGCUCGUUUGAUGGAAGAGAUUGAUAAGUACCAGAAGGAUUUCGAUCUCCAACAAGAAACGACUCGGAAGCAAUUCGAGUCGAUUCGCCAUAACCUCAAGGCGAAAGGAAUGCUGAGAAGAGCUACACAAACAGUCUCGUUUCCAAUGCAGACCGCACUUUGCGUCAAAAGAACGACGCAGCAACUUUGGAAUGACAAAGGUUCAACCUUUACGACACUGAUUGGAGAGAUUAUCAUUGCACUUGUCGUCGGAUCCAUCUUCUAUGGUACUCCAGAGACCUCCGAUGCCUUUUUCUCUUAUGGGUCCGUCCUUUUCUUCUCUGUACUUCUCAAUGUCUUGAUGUCCGUGACAGACAUCCACAAUCUAUACAAAGGCCGUCCAGUCAUCAUAAAACAAGUAUCCUAUGCCUUUUAUCGGCCGUCAGCUGAUGCGCUUGCAAGUGUUUUAGUUGACAUUCCUGUCAAGUUUGUAAUUGCCGUGUUCUUCAAUAUCAUUUUGUUUUUUUUGGCCGGCCUUGCGUACACAGCAUCUCAGUUCUUUAUUUUCUUCCUUUUUGUAUUUAUAACGACGUUGGCAAUGUCUAUGGUAUUUCGGACUAUUGCCGCGGCGACUAUGACCCUCCCUCAGGCUAUGGCUAUAUCUGGUUUCCUAGUACUUGCAUUGGUCACAUACGCUGGUUUUGUGCUUCCCAGUCCGUAUAUGCAACCCUGGUUCAAAUGGAUCUCCUACAUCAACCCACUUUCUUUUGCUUUCGAGGCAUUAUUGGUCAAUCAAGCACAUGGGACCAAUUUUCCCUGCUCCAACAUCGUACCCUCCUAUCAAAACUUGACCGGCGACACUUUUAUCUGUCCAGUCCCUGGAUCCGUGGCCGGGCAGACCUACGUGAAUGGAGAUGCCUGGUUUGAGACAAGCUAUGACUAUAGCUAUUCGCACCUGUGGCGCAACCUGGGCAUCAUUCUUGGCUUUUUAUUCUUCUUUCUCUUUACAUAUCUGUUGAUUUCUGAUCUCAACGUCAACACGUCUGUAGGUGCUGAUGUCCUUGUUUUCCUCCAUGACCGCAUCCCUGGUCUCACAACGAAAGCCGACUCCAAGCUUAAAGGCAAGGCAGACGUGGAGCAGCCACUAGUGGUUAACAGUACGCCGGUCCAGGUCGUUGUGAAUAAAGGAACAGCGCCACAAGCGGAUCAGGGGGUAUUUGCAUGGAGGAAGUUGACCUACGACGUUAUGAUCAAAGGAGAAUCGAGGCGUUUACUUAACGACGCCUGCGGUUGGGUGGAACCAGGCUCUAUGAUCGCCUUGAUGGGAGUAUCAGGGGCGGGUAAAACGACGCUGCUAAAUGCAUUGGCCCAAAGAAUGCCCGCAGGUGAUGUAAAGGGCGAAUUCUAUGUGAACGGGAAGCCGUUACCAGAGUCCUUCAAGAGUGACGUUGGCUAUGUACAGCAGCAAGACGUUCACCUUGAAACCUCGACUGUACGCGAAGCCCUACAGUUCUCGGCAAUGUUGAGACAAUCCCGUGACAUACCAAUACGCCAGAAACUUGAAUUUGCGGAAGAGACGAUUCACCUUCUUGGUAUGGAUGAUUUUGCCGACGCUAUCGUCGGUUUGCCCGGCAAGGGACUCAAUGCUGAGCAGCGAAAGCGCCUUAGUAUUGGAGUUGAAUUGGCCGGGAAGCCAUCCCUACUUCUCUUUUUGGAUGAACCUACUUCGGGACUUGAUAGCCAAUCAUCCGAGGCAAUCUUGGCUCUACUUAAGAAGCUAGCCGCAAGUGGCUUGGGCAUCCUGUGCACAAUUCACCAGCCAAGCGCCAUGCUGUUCCAGCGUUUCGAUAGGUUGUUGCUGAUGGCACGGGGCGGCAAGGUCGCUUACUUCGGGGACAUUGGGAACUCCUCGGAGGCUGUUCUUCGAUAUUUUGACGCCCGCGCACCGAGGAGGUGCAAGGACGCUGAGAACCCUGCUAAGUAUAUACUCGGUAUGAUAGGCAAUACGGACGGCCAAGGCAUCGACUGGCCUGGUCUGUGGGACAGAUCUACAGAGGCCAAUGUAGUUUCAACUGAGUUGGAACGCAUUUCGAAGUCUUCAUCCCAGACAACAUCACCGGAAAGCGACCUAGGCCAAGGUCGAACGCAUGGAACUUACCGAAUUCCGUUGAGCUCCCAGCUACCAAUUGUUUGUCGGCGAGUCUUCCAACAAUAUUGGAGAUCGACAACGUACAUUGCAAGCAAAUUCAUAUUGGGCAUUGCAGGCACACUAUUCAUUGGUUUCUCGUUUUUCCAGCCCGGACAAUCAAUUCUUGGUGUUCAGAACGCCAUUUUCUCUAUUCUCAUGGUUUGCGCAAUGUUCAGCAGCUUGGUCCAGCAGAUCAUGCCCAAGUUCAUCAUGCAGCGGACAGUCUACGAAGUUCGUGAGAAACACUCCAAUAUGUAUUCAUGGGUCGCUCUCAUCUUUGCCAACAUUCUUGUCGAGAUACCAUACCAUCUUGUCCUUGGUAUCAUAACCUUUGCGAUAUUCAACUACACGGUAUUCGGCAUUAGAUCGCCUGAAGACCAAGGUCUGGCCCUGUUGUUCUUCACCUAUUUUUAUGUCCUUGUGGGCACCUUUGCAGUCAUGGUCACUGCGCCUUUGCCUGAUGCAACAACAGCUGGUCGUAUAACGACAGUCCUGUUCUCAAUGAUGAUCCUGUUUGCGGGUGUCUUCCAGACCCCUACAGCUUUGCCAGGCUUCUGGAUAUUCAUGUACCGUGUCUCGCCCAUGACAUAUCUUGUUGGCGGUGUUUCUGUCUCGGGACUUUCAGGCGAUCCGGUCGUCUGUUCUCAGUCCGAACUUGCCGUCUUCCAGCCCCCUGCCGGUGACACUUGUGGGUCAUACAUGCAGCCAUAUCUUGAGCAAGGCGCCACGGGGACGCUCCUGAACCCGAGCGCGGCUGCUAAUUGCUCUUAUUGCCCUCUGCAGUAUGCUGAUCAAAUCUUGGCUCGCUCCGGUAUGUAUUAUCAGGACAGAUGGCGGGAUUGGGCCUUUGGAUUCGCUUAUAUCGCUUUCAAUAUCCUUGCUACCUUCGUUUUAUACUCCUUGCUACGACUUGGACUUUUGGGCUCGGGAUUCAAUAAGGUUAAGCAGCUUUUCCGGAGGAAGAAGGCAGCCCAGUAA